Messenger RNA from Prorocentrum cordatum, 336 nucleotides. Lineage: Eukaryota; Dinophyceae; Prorocentrales; Prorocentraceae. The record is from the annotation of a GenBank genome assembly.
AUGGACUGGUGGCAGGACAUGAAGGACAUGGUUGCGACAGGGGACGGCGCGAUGGUUUCCGACUUCGUGUCUGACACGGCCGUCUCUGGCGACAUCGAGGUGUACCACAUCGGCGAGGAGGUCCGAACGGACAUCGACAAGGUCGGCCACUUCAGUUCCGAGUCCCAGUCUGCGGAUAGCCGCAGCUCGCAGCGCAUCGGGUCGCAGCAGCAGUUCGAGAAGAUGGCGUCGGACACUAUCGCACUCGUCGGCACGGACAGCUCAGAAGCAAUGCGGCAGAUGAUGGCGCUGGCGGCGAUUUUUGACUUCCCUUUCGCGGAGUCCCUCGGCGCCUGA